Cucurbitaria berberidis CBS 394.84 is the source of this 360-nucleotide messenger RNA. RefSeq lists its product as uncharacterized. Lineage: Eukaryota; Fungi; Ascomycota; Dothideomycetes; Pleosporales; Cucurbitariaceae. The transcript has a single exon. The coding region runs from base 1 to 360 and encodes 119 amino acids. The record is from RefSeq and is a predicted model, not a curated record.
AUGGGCUCUACCUUUGUCUCGGGUCCAACACCUCAACACUUCGAAUUAUCACAGACAGCAUCUUCAUACUCACCGACGCAAACAGUUUAUGAUAUGGCUAAAUUACCCUCUCUCCAUAAGGACCCCUAUGUUCUAGCAUACAAGUACUGGGACUACUUGACCGAAAACCCUAGACUUCGUCGCGAGAGCUGCAACCCCUACUACGAGAAUCUGCUAGCCAACCAACCUGAUCCUGAUGGCGACGCGACGGAUGAUCGCUCACGUGCCAUUCGAUACGCGAAGACACACUACGAGUGCUUCUACGAGAUCAGGGACAUUGACCGCAUUAUUGGGUGGCUGGGCGAUGCCGCUCCGACCUAG